This is a messenger RNA of Capsaspora owczarzaki ATCC 30864, 5572 nucleotides long. RefSeq lists its product as hypothetical. NCBI's taxonomy places the organism in Eukaryota, Filasterea, Ministeriida, Capsasporidae. Gene Ontology annotation, cellular component: P granule; cytosol. Gene Ontology annotation, biological process: regulatory ncRNA-mediated post-transcriptional gene silencing. Gene Ontology annotation, molecular function: helicase activity; metal ion binding. The coding region runs from base 162 to 5129 and encodes 1655 amino acids. The transcript has 3 exons. The record is from RefSeq and is a predicted model, not a curated record.
UCUCUCUCUCUUUUUUUUUUUCCGGCUUUCUUAACGCUUUUUCCAUUGCUUUUUCCACUCGCACUCUCUUUUUCUCUCUCUCUCUCUCCCGUUGAGAAACUCGAAACCUCUCUCUCUCUCUAUUUCUCAAUUUCUCUUGCUCUAAUUCUGUUGUCGUUCCAAUGGCGCACAAUCACGGCCAGCUGGGUAGCGCCGUGGUUGGCAGCGGUGGGCAUCACCAUCAUGGCCACCAUGCUGCUGCCAACCAGCACCUUGGGCAUCACCACAACAGCCAUCCAGGGCAGCAGCACCAUCCACAGCACGGCUCACAACAACAACAACAACAACAACCACAGCAACAGCUGACACCUCAGCAGCAGCUCCAACAGCAACAGGGUGCGGGAGCGGGCAGCGGGGCCACUGGAACGCCGAGCACGUCGGAACGCGAAACGCUGCUCUUCCUGCAGACCUUCCAGACCAAGCGGUGCCCCGGGUGUGCUGACUGGGCGUCGUGCAAGUUCUACCACGACGCAAGCCACCGUCGACGGCCACCCAUGAACGCGGCACUGACUGGCGUGCUCUACCUCCCCGCGCUGUGCGAACAUCGCCGCGCCAACCGUCCCUGCCCCGACGGCGACGCCUGCUUUUACGCGCACACCCUCGCCGAAAUCCAGUUCCACCCGCACGUCUACAAGACCAUGGAGUGCGAGCCCAGCAAACGCCGAUACCCGAACGGCGUCCACGAUGUCAAACGAUGCGCAUUCGCUCACAGCGACAAGCGCGACUUUCCGCGCCACCCGGGCCUCUUCCCGUUGUUACAGCACGCCACCACGGCCGGAUCCACCAGUGUGAUAACAGCCAACGGCGUGCCAAUCUUCCCGGCCGGCGGCGUCGCCCCGCACGGUGGUCCAGGGCUGCCGCAGCAAGCUCAGCCAUCGCCACUCCCCCCCUCUGGUGCUGCUGCUGCAGCAGGACCAACAGCCGCCUAUCACGCGGGUCACCCUCCUGUCGGCCAUAUGGCGACGUCCAACACGAGCAGCACAGCCGCCUCGCACCACACCUCGCCAACAUCGACCAGCGGCAGCACCACCCCGACAAACGCUGACUCUGCAGAUCUCAGUGCUGCCUCGCGCUCACGCACCUCAUCGGGCUCGGGCAAUGUCAUCCGGCCGCGCACGACGUCGGGCUCGGGUAAGACGCGCAACGAGGCUGCGCACCUCCCGUACACUUCGUACGCCGCCGCCGCUCCAGCAGCAACAGCAUCGUCUGCAUCAUCAUCUGCAUCUGCAGCAGCCACUUCUUCCUCUUUGUUAACGUCUUCCUCUCUUAAUACUCUCGGUGCUUCGAGCACCCCCUCGCAGCAGCUUCAGCACGCUGGCAAGCACCACCAUCACCACCACCACUCGCUUGCACAGGGUGCGUCCGGUCGCCCCGUCGAAGGGAUUGACUGGGACCAGAUCGGGAUUCAGCCCGCCGGCUUUGUCUUCCCUGCUAGUAACUCACCCGACGGCUGGCCCAAGGAGCUCGAUCGCCUGGAGACGGUCGCAUCCACUGCAGCGACCACGCUGGAAAAGUCCAUCAACGCCGAGCCGCGGCACCAGUACUUUUUGACGGACAAGUUUGAAUCGGCUUCCGCCGACAUUGCCGCCUCCUUCAGCAACAACACCCCGAACCUCACGGCCGAGAAUUAUGCCGAACUGAUGCACAACGCGCUCUUUUUGGACGAGCUGGCCUGUCGCCGCAAAUACCGCGAGUUUUCCGCUCACGACACGGUCAUUGAGCUCGACGAGUUUGACGCCAAGCGCUGGACUCUGACGCUCGGCUCGGAUCUCCGCAUUGGCGAAGCGCGCCCGUCGCUUCAGGUGCACGAUCGCGUCGACAUUAUGCCCUUGUUCUGCGACGCGGCCGCGAGCCACCUUCCGCCCGCGCAACGCAAGCAGGCAUACAGGCCUGUUGCUCGCGGCAAGACGAGCACUGCCAGUGCCGCCCCAAUCUCCUUUACGGGUCGCAUUAUCGAUCUCGACUCGCAGCAGGUCACGUUCGAGCUGCCGGCUGCCUUGCACUCGCUGCUGCAGUACCACGCCGCGGCCACAGGCGUCGAGCCCGAUCGCACCUCCUCCGCUCUCUCGGCUGAUGGCGUUGCUCCUGGUGGUGUCGGCUCGGCGACAGCUGGCACGGACGCGACUAGCGCCGCCGCCGCCGCAGCUGCUGGCGAGUCUGGUGCCAGCGGCCUGCCCGAUCGCAUCCUGCUGCACUGCCACGUUCGCUUCACUUUUAGUCGACUGACAUACCGCCUCAAGCAUCGCGCUGUGGAUGACAUCCCGAUGGAAGUUGUCUUCCCCCAGUUGAACAAGCACAAGUCCAAGCGUGACAGCGCCGCAGCCGCCGCGGCCCACCUGUCGAUCGACGGCGUCAUGCAGACCCUUGACUCGGACCAGCGGCGUGCCGUUGGCUUGAUUACGGACGCGGCGAGCAACAUUGGCACGGUGCUGAUCUCUGGUCCUUUUGGCACGGGCAAGACGUCUUCGCUGAUUGAGGCAGUCCGCCGGCUCUGCAAGCUGGGCAACAUUGUCACCGCCCCGGCAUCGGCCAACUUUGCAACCAACACGACCUUCCAGACGCGCGUCCUUGUUUGCACCCACACGCACAACGCAGCCGACGUCUACGUCGAAAAGCUGCAGGACUUUAUGCGUGGCAUUGGCGAGGCGUCCAACCCGGCGCAGCGCUCCCGCCCCGUGCUCUUGCGCGUCUACCCCGAGGACCGUAAUGUGGACAGCGGCUCGCCAGCCGCGCGCUUCUCCGUGCUGAACGCGGCCGGCACCGCCUACCGCUGCCCUACGCUUGACGAGGUCAAGCAGGCGUCCGUCAUUGUGUGCACUGCCGUCUCGUCCGUCAUGAUUCGCGACUUCUUCUCGGCCUCCGUGACCGCAGCCAACAUUGGCAAUCCAAGCAUGGCCAACAAGCUCACUCUGACCCACAUUCUGUGCGACGAGGCUGCCCAAGUGUCGGAACCCGAGAUUGCCAUCCCGCUCGCCCUGACCAACCCGCUCAUUACCCGAGUCAUUCUUGCGGGCGAUUUCAUGCAGGUGGGUCCCGACGUGUUUAACGACUCUUGCGUGAGCUUCCUGGGCCGCUCGCUGCUCGAGCGUCUGGUUGGAACCAACGAGCGCAACCACGUGCCAAACCCCGUGCAGCUGCGCAACAACUACCGCUGCCAUCACGAGCUCGUGAGCUUGCCGUCGCACAUUCUGUACGAGAGCCAGCUGUUUGCGCGCAACACCAAGAUUGAGCUGCUGCGUGGCGACACCCAUGCCAUCCAUGCCGUUUCCGUUCCGGCAGGCGCGUUGACCCCCAACCGAGUCAGCUUUUACAACUCUCCCGAGGUCGAGGCCGUCGUGGCAACAAUCCAGCGCCUUGCACAGCUUGUGCGCUCGCACGACGAAAUCUACGUUGUCGCGCCCUUCACCAUGCAAGUUCAGGCCAUUCGCAAGCGUCUGCGCUCGCUCAAAAUGUCGGAUGUGCGCGUCAUCACCGUGCAGGCCCUGCAAGGCAUCGAGUGCGAGGCCCUCGUCAUCUCUCUCACAUGGAGCCCCGAGCUCGACCUUGCCGCGUUCGAUCCGUCCGUGCCCACCGACAAGCUUCUGCCAGCCGAGCCACCGAUUGUCUCUGAUUUCAAGGUCAUCAACAUGGCUUUCUCGCGCGCUCGUCGCCACGUCACGAUCGUAGGCCAUCCCGUUGCAUUCCAGCGCACGAUUUGGCCGCAGUUUGUUUCCUGGUGCGAGCAGCAUGGCACGUUGAAGGACGCGGCCACCCUUCCUCCCGCGUCCUCCAGUCACGUCAUGUCGAAAGGCCAAAAGGCGCGUGUUCAGCAGCAGCAGCAGCAACAGCAACAACAACAGCAGCAGCAGCAACAACAACAGCAGCAGCAACAACAACAACAGCAGCAGCAACAGCAGCUUCAGCACCAUUCUGUGCAGCCGCAGCAAGCCAUGUUUGGCGAGCACGCCUGGAACGACGCCAACCCAUCGAGUGAGGGCGGUGCCGAGCACUUUGCCAGCGGCUCUGGAUUUGCUUCUGCAUCGCGCUCUGUCAGCCCUCCGAAACGCCUUGCCCCGCUGCCAAUGCUGGCUGAAACUGACCUGCCGGCAGUGAACAAUCCAGUCUCCAAGCUCGCGCUCGUCCAACUGAAGGACAUGCACAACAUCGUGACCUUGUUGCUGCAUUCUGCGCGCAAUGCUGCCCUUGCUGAUCCGAACGUUGCUCCAGCAGCGCUGUGGUCGCAGGCGUCCGAUCGUGAGAGGCUGAUCAAGCUCAUCUCACUCAACCAUGGCCUGGCUUCGAUGCAGGGUCUCCUCGUUGGUGCUUCGGCUGGCGUGUCGUCGACGACUGCAGCCUCCGGCCCGAGCGCGCUCAACGGCCCCUUGAUGCAUCCGCUCGCCACUCCUGGAUCCAUGUACACGAGCAUUUUGCCUCCCCCUGGUAUGAAGGGUCUGCCAAACGCCUAUGGCGCGACGGCCGCCGCGUCUGCGUCCGGUCUGUCUCAUUUGACGCCGCUCCAGCAGCAUCAGCAGCAUCAGCAGCAACAGCUUCUCUUCCAGCAGCAGCAACAGCAGCAGCUGCAUGCCUCCGCGCUUCACUCGCAGCAGCUUCAUCAUGGCCAACAUUUGCAUUCUGCUUCGCAUGGUCACCCGUCGUCCCUGAUGCCAUCGCAACAGCAGCAACAACAGCAACAGCAGCAGCAACAACAACACUCGACACAACUGUCUUCGUCGCUGCCGUUGCCUGGUCAACAGCAGCCGCCAUUCGGCUUCGCCGAGAAUAGCGAGUUUGAUUUCGGAAACGGUUCGUCCUUCCUGCCUGGCCUCAAGACCGACUUGUGGACGAGCGCAGCGUUCGAUCCCAUUGGCGGCACCAUGCUCGACGAUCGCGCGAUGGGCUUCAUGGGAGACGACGGUGCUGCUGGUGCAGACCCGACGGCCGCCAGCAACUCUGCUUGGAACAGCUGGGAUACUUACACCGCCUCCAGUCUCCAGCACGCGCCACAAGCUCACGGGUUUGGCGAUGACGCCUUUAGCAGUACUGACAGAACCCGGUAUGGCAGCGUGAAUGGCUCAGGACGCUCGUCGUUCUCUGGUAGCCGCGCGUGGUAGUUGUUUUCAGCCAGUGCUGUGACCAGCGCAGUGCCCUCCUCUUCCUCCCCUUACUUUUUACAAGCAUCUGGCUCGCGGACGGCGGCUUUUGGCCUGUCCUUGUGGUUUGACUUUAUGGCUUCGUAUUGUCUUUUCCUUUCUUUUUUCUCUUUUGACUUGUUAUUUCUUGGUAUUUCCCCCCCCCCUUUGUUGUCGUCUUUGACUCCCUUCGCCCCUCUCCGACUCCCCCAUUGAUUCCCCCAUUCUUUUCUUCGUCUUCUUGCCCCUCUCUUAUUUCGUUCUUAGCUUGACUAUUGGCUUAGCAACCCUUUCUUAGCGCCAUUACUUUGAUGUUGAUGUCUUUUUAUCUUUUCAUUUUUUUAUUUUUUUUUCUUAUAUUUGUUGUAUUUUGUUAUCUUCUUCUUUGGCUCAUUUCAAAUGGAAGCAUUUUUUUUAUAAACUCG